AUUGCUUUGUCGUGAUGUAUGAAUAGGCUAAUGGCUGCUAGUUUUCGAGGAGAGCAUUUUGUGAAUGAAGUGUGCUUCAUAACGUUGGAAGAAACUACUGGCCUACUGCUGUUGCCUCACAUUCAGCCCAGUUGCAGCAAUCAUACUUUCAGCGAUAAACUAUGUUCAAAACUGCAGUUUCCUUCCUACCAGCAAGUCAAAGCCUACCAGCAAGUCAAAGCAAUAAGUCUUCAAACUUUCAACGAUACUUUUCCAAUAUUCCAGUUGCCUUCCUACCAGCAAGUCAAAGCCUACCAGCAAGUCAAAGCAAGAAGCCUUCACACUUUCAACGAUACUUUUCCAAUAUUCCAGUUGCCUUCCUACCAGCAAGUCAAAGCCUACCAGCAAGUCAAAGCAAGAAGCCUUCACACUUUCAACGAUACUUUUCCAACAUUGCAGUUUCCUUACUUCAAACAAGUCAGUCCUGUCUAACAAAACCAUGCCGAGGAAUUAUAUUGCAAAGAGAGAAAAGCCAAUUGAAGAAUCAUUACACGGAGCGAUUUCCGAUGUUUUGAGUGGAAAAUCUUCAAUAAGGAAAUCAGCGGAGAAAUUCAACCUAAAACCAUCUACAGUUGCAUUUUAUACCAAACGAUUCUCCUCAAGUGGGCUGUUUCCUCCUGCUCAAAUCAAACGUAAAACUCAUCCUUCGCAAAUAUUUUCUUCUGAAAUGGAAUCUCAGUUAGCAGAAUACUUGAAAAAGUGCACUCUUAUUAAUCACG
Daphnia magna is the source of this 758-nucleotide messenger RNA. RefSeq lists its product as uncharacterized. The record is from RefSeq and is a predicted model, not a curated record. Bases 19 to 471 code for a protein of 150 amino acids. NCBI's taxonomy places the organism in Eukaryota, Metazoa, Arthropoda, Branchiopoda, Diplostraca, Daphniidae. The transcript is spliced from 5 exons.